AUGUUCCUAGAUUCGAGAUCUUUCAACCUAAACAAGCUGUACUCAAGCCUGGUAGAGGCCAAGAUAUGGGGAGUUGCGUCGAAAGCACUUGCCAAGCCAAGUCCACCACUUUUCUAUCCAGAGUACACAAAGCCAGGAGGCACCGAAUAUGUGUACAGGGAACUAGAGUUUUGGACCAGCGGGUUCUUCCCGGGGAGCCUAUAUCUUCUACUCGAGAGGAGACGCAAGUAUAACGGAGUAUUAGUCCGUGCAAGCCCCUCAGACCUUCAUGAGACUCAACUAGAGUUUGCGUGUAAGUGGUGGACAGAGAACCUCCACCAAAAUGCCCAUCUCGGCACAACACACGACUUGGGCUUCAUGAUCGCACCAUGGGCCAAGCUAGCAUGGGAGCUGAACAGAGAUUACAAAGCCUUCGAUACCCUUCAGAGCUCCGCAAAGAUGUUGCUUUCUCGUUUCAGUGACAAAGUUGGCCUGAUCCGGUCUUGGGACACUUGCACAACGAAACGGUACAGCUUCCAGAGCCCGGAAGUUGAUUUCAUGACCGUUAUCGACAACAUGAUGAACCUCGAUCUCCUCUUCUACAUGGCCGCCCAAACCGGCAACCAGAGCAUGUACGACGCAGCAGUCCAGCACGCCAGGACCACUCAACGCACGCAUCUCCGCGCCGACUUCUCGACCAUCCACCUCGUCGUCUUUGACCCAGCCACUGGAGACGUCACGCAGCGGCUCACUAACCAGGGGUACACCGAUACGUCGUGCUGGACGCGAGGCCAGACGUGGGCCAUUGCCGGGUUCGCAGAGACGUAUCACUGGACUCGUGAUGAGUCGUUCCUCGCGACAGCGCGCAGCUGUGCUGAUCUUUUUCUGAGAAGACUGCCGCCUUCGUUUAUUCCGCCGUGGGAUUUUGACGCUGUUACUGAGGAGGAGAACGGGGAAGGAUCCAAAGAGCCACCGGAUGUAAGCGCGGCUAUGAUCGCCGCAUAUGGAAUGUUGCUCAUACACAAAGCAAUGUCGGCUUUGGGGGAGAAGUCGGAGUACUUACUUGCUGCGUUGAGGAUCACCGAGGCGGUUUGUGGGAGCCAUAUGAACAAAGCGGCGAGGUUCGAAACGAGGACGGAAGAGAUUCAGACGGUUGAGCAUGGGCCUGUGCAGGAUGCGAGUGUUUUGGGGGUGGAUAUGGGGUUUGGAGAGACGAUAUUAAAUGGUGCGACUAUCAACAAUCAUGAGUUUGCGCCGAGGAGGUGGGCGGAUCAUGGGUUGGUGUAUGCGGAUUACUACUUCUUGCUGGUGGGUAAUUUGCUGCUUGAGAUGGGCGUUGGGGAGUUGAUUGUAGAGAAUGUGCUGCAGAAGGCGAAACGCAAUGAGGUGAGUACCUAG
Pseudomassariella vexata is the source of this 1377-nucleotide messenger RNA. Its product is annotated as glycoside hydrolase family 88 protein. The coding region runs from base 1 to 1377 and encodes 458 amino acids. NCBI's taxonomy places the organism in Eukaryota, Fungi, Ascomycota, Sordariomycetes, Amphisphaeriales, Pseudomassariaceae. Gene Ontology annotation, molecular function: chondroitin hydrolase activity. The record is from RefSeq and is a predicted model, not a curated record. Gene Ontology annotation, biological process: polysaccharide catabolic process. The transcript is spliced from 4 exons.